AUGACAGUUCAUUCAUGCUUUGUAGAAGAUGGCUCGGGAACACAGUUUGUAAUACUUAAUGAAGAUGGAUGUGCGAUUGAUCGCUACUUGCUAGAUAAUCUGGAAUACGGUCCUAAUGAGUUAGAAGCUCAGAAGGAAGCACAUGCAUUCAAAUUCGCUGAUAAAGUAGUAGUAAACUUCCAAUGCUCAAUUAGGUUAGAUAUUCGAAAUGGAAAUUGCCCGAAACCACAAUGUCGAGAUUUGAGUAAUAAAAGACGGACAGUAAGACGAAGAGCGCUGACUAAUUUUUCAUUGCAUUCAAAUUUAACAGAUAGCAUGGCUGAAGUUGACGUACGUGCGCAGCAACUUGAUGUUUUAGACACGCAAAUUGAUUUUGGUGUGCCAUUAAAUGAUCCGCGCGUAGCUGCACAAAUUCGUCGGUUGCAAAGACCAGAAAGUGCUUAUUGUGCUAAUAUGCAAAUUUUAGCUAUUGCUGCAUCACUUUUUGCUUCAAUAAUAAUAGCACUUUUGACAAUAAAUGUUUAUCUUUGUAAUACUAGGACGAAAGUCAAGUAA
Molecule: messenger RNA, 555 nt
Organism: Thelazia callipaeda (thelaziosis nematode)
Lineage: Eukaryota; Metazoa; Nematoda; Chromadorea; Rhabditida; Thelaziidae
Source: the annotation of a GenBank genome assembly